Molecule: messenger RNA, 12871 nt
Organism: Tyto alba (common barn owl)
Lineage: Eukaryota; Metazoa; Chordata; Aves; Strigiformes; Tytonidae
Gene: ZMAT4
Product: zinc finger matrin-type 4
Exons: 8
Coding region: 161-850 (229 amino acids)
Cellular component (GO): nucleus
Molecular function (GO): nucleic acid binding; zinc ion binding
Source: RefSeq, a predicted model, not a curated record
GGCCUGGGCUGCUGGGAGAGCUGCUCGGGGAGAGGAGAGCCGAGCUCGCAGCUCCAGCGUGCGCCUUCCCGGGCAGCAUCACUGGGGCAGCAUCGCUGGGGCAGCAUCGCUGGAGCAGCCCCGCUGCCCUCGGCGCAUCAGCCCCGCUGGCGGCACGAAGAUGAAAUCGUCUGACAUCGACCAGGAAUUAUUCACUGAAAGUUACUGCAAGGUGUGCAGCGCUCAGCUGAUAUCCGAGUCCCAGCGCGUGGCCCAUUACGAGAGUCGGAAACAUGCCAGCAAAGUUCGCCUCUAUUAUAUGCUUCAUCCCAUAGAUGGAGGAUGUCCAGCUAAAAAGCUCCGGUCAGAAAACGGCAGUGAUGGUGACUCAGUGGAUAAGAACAAAUGCUGCACACUAUGUAACAUGUCCUUUACCUCAGCAGUGGUGGCCGAAUCGCAUUACCAAGGGAAAAUCCAUGCCAAAAGGUUAAAACUGUUGCUAGGUGAACAACCAGCAUUAAAGGCCACAGAAACCGCUCUGAGCUCCCUGAAGCAGCCGCACACGGAUAGUGCCCCGGUGGUACCGUCACCGCAUCAGCGGAGAGACUCGGACAGGUACUGCCAGCUCUGCGCAGCCUGGUUCAACAACCCCAUGAUGGCACAGCAGCACUACGAUGGCAAAAAGCACAAGAAGAACGCGGCCAGGGCCGACCUCCUGGAGCAGCUGGGCAAGACCCUGGACCUGGGAGAGCUGAGAGGCCUGAAGCGCAGCUACACGUGCAGCACCUGCAACGUCACCCUGAACUCGAUAGAGCAGUACCACGCGCACCUGAAGGGCUCCAAACACCAGACCAACCUGAAGAACCAGUAGCAGCUCGUCGGUCGAGACAAGGAAAACCACUGAGGCCUCUUCUGUGGAGAGGAGCUGGUCAGCAAGGAGAGGAUGCUUUCUCGGACAGUGAUCCUGUGUGGAUUCGAUAACUAACAUGUAACUAACCUUCGCUUUGGACAGAUACAUGGAUUUUUUUUUUUUAAUUUUGUGGUGAGUUAAAAUAUUUCAAUGGAUUUUUUUACCCUUCCAAGAUAAUAUUUAUUCAGCACAGAGUCUAAGAGUAUGAUAACUAUCCUGUAAAUACAGCACUUAAUCAUCACUCAUCUUCAGAGACAGUGGAAACAAAAUAUUUUACUUUUUCGUAUUUAUUCUUAGAUUUCUCCCAAGAGUAUAAAGUUAUUCUAUUACAUUAUCCAUGAUAGUGAUGUAAUCAGUCUUCAAUCAGAAAUAAACAUACUUUCUUCACCUUCUCCAGCAUGGUUUGUGUCAACACAUAAAGAGCAACAAAAAGUGAAUCACGGGGAUUGUGUAACGGAUGAAUCUUUUCCUUUCCUCUCUGUCUUCAGAGAAACAAACGGUUCACUGAGCAAAGAAAACUAAAAUGAAAGCGUAAAGUCGUUUUCCUGCCGGUAGGAUUCCUACAGGCUGGACGGGAACCACUCGCUUUACCGACUUUGCUGGUGCCGACCCCAAGCCAGACGCUGCUCUGCCCCUUCCCGGGAGCGGGCGGCCCGCCGGGAUCGCUGCGGGGACGGCGGGACCGGGCGGGACCGGGCCAGCCCGCACCGGCGGCACCGGCUGCGAGCGUGGGGACGGCGGAGCGGCGGUGGGACCGGCGGUGGGACCGGCCGUGGGGACGGCGGAGCGGCGGCGGGACCGGCCGUGGGACCGGCCGUGGGGACGGCGGAGCGGCGGCGGGACCGGCCGUGGGGACGGCGGAGCCUGGUCCCGGGACACCGAGGCCGACGGUCGCGGACCCCGGAGCUGCCGUCGCUGUGCCACGGGUGCUGGGCUGGUGGCCGCGGCAGAGCGAGCCCGGUGGGUUUGGCGCUGGGGCAGAGUCCUCCGUGCCCCGGGGCGGAGGGUCCGGCGCUCCCGGAGCCGCGCUGGCGGCCGCGGGGCCGCCCCAGCCACUCGCGCCGAGCCGCGGGUGUCCCGCCGAGCCCCGGCACUUCCCCGCCGCCCGGGCGGAGGGUUUGGGCCCAAGCCUUUCCCCGCCCCAGAAAGCCCUGUACGGUGAGAGGGGAAGCGCUCAGCGGGGGCAGCCCUCGGGGGCGUUCGGAGCUGGAUGUGUCAGAGACCCCCCCGAGUGCCGGGUGUCUCUGGCAGCCCCUCCAGCCCGGUUCCCACCGUGCAGCAUCCCCACCCAACAGCUCCGCAGCCGGGGGCCCCGUGGCAGAGACUGUGGCUCAGGGGGUCCUCGCAUAGAGGGAGGACAACGCUCAGAGGAUUUGAAAGGAGAAAAAAUUGACCCAAAACCAGCCUUAACCGUCCAAGAGGAACGCUGGUUGUGCAGACCCCAGCCUGGUCCCCGUCUGUAGCAGUCUGGUGCUCAUCUAUAGGGAAGGGCUCCCUGGCUUUGGGGGAAGCAGAAACAAAGGCAUCUCUAUCCACUGGAAAGAGGGAGCUCACAAGGAUUUUAGUUUUUCUACUGCAGUCAGCACAAAGAGACCAGGUUUCUCACCAAACCCGCUGCAAUGCAAAGAGCUCCAAUAAAUGAUCCGGUUUCACGCAGGCACCAUGAGCAAUGCAAAGCAAACCUCGCUGUGCCCUGUUACACAGGCUCGGUGAGUGCACUUUGCAUGCAGAGAACCUGCCUUGUGAAUGCUGCUAGAGAUUAAGCACCACCUUUUUAAGGAGCACUCUGGUUGUUUUAUACAUGUGUAGCAGCACAAUUCUUCUGAGACUGGCCAUUUCCCUGUUUCUGCAUCUCUGAAAGAACAGGCUUUGACAGUUCCUUUCUGUGCACACUUGGCUAGAAGCUCUCUCAUGUCUUUGGAACGGAGCAGUGACAUGUACGUAUCCAUCAGUUCAUAUACCAGGAAUCCCAGCAAGGUGCAAAUCCACUUCUCCAGCGUCUCAAGGAAGAGCAGUGACCUGCUGCUACGGGCUCUGCAUCGGGGACACUUUUAAUUUAAUCCACAGCUCACGGCUGUGGACUGCAGAGGCUCCUGUACCUACAGCUUUCUCCCGUCUGAAAGCUCGUGGCAGCAGGGAGGUGCCUGCAAAAUGGAGCCGUCCCCUGCACUGCGCUCCGGGUCUGUACUUCGCAGUGCACCAGCCUGCAGCGUCUCAUUUCCUCUGCCUUGCUAAGGGGAUCUUAUCAGAGAGAAGGAACUGAGUUGGAAGAGAGACCUUUGCUCUCCCGGAGACUGCCUGGAGCUCGGCUCGUGGGAGCCUGGGCCCCAGCUGGGCUGCGGGUGUGCUUGUGCCCUCAGUCCUGCGAAGGGAAGGGUUGGAUGCACUGCAGAAUCUGGUUGUUUACUCUUUGGGGAUGCUAAAAGAUACUGAUAGAAGCUCUACAUGAUUAAUUUGUGCUCUUGCAUCAAUGCCUUUCAUGUGUGGAGGAGAAUGGGUUGUUCACAGAUGAGUAAGCAUCUCCUUAGGUUUCAUAGCUGUGGGGCUGUUUCAUUUAUUGUGUUUUGGGUAAUAACAUGAGACACCAGUGUUUCUGAAGCUAAACUGCCUCUUUACAGAGAGAAUGAUUUACAGAAAUAGGGCACAUCAUUCAUGUGUAUGCAGCCUGGCUUUUUUGAGCCUUCUUCCCUCCAAAUUCUUCCUUCCCGCAGCCUAUGCUCCUUCCUCCAAGCUGCACCCAGGGUGCUGCAGAGGUGAUUUUAUCAGGAGAGGGAAAAAAAGAAUCUUCCAACUUGUGUGUUCAACUAAUCAUUACAAGCUAAUUGCAGCAAAUUAAUUACAGCACAAACACAAUUUCUUUCCCUAGGCAGGUGUGUAGACAGCUCUGAUGCUGCUGCAGUGAGCUGGGUUGAACGCCGGUGCGAUACCCAGCCUGUACCAGUCAGUUUGUCCCUCUCCCCCGGCUGUCCAGCUUGGCCUGGAGUUGGUGGCUUGCUUGGUCUAAGAGAAUGGCCGAAGACAGGGGACCUGCCUCUAAUUUAGAAAAAUCUAGAUUUUUAUGCCACUCUGUCAGCUUUCAGGUAGAUGGCUUGACCCGUGACACUGCAGGGGCGGAGCAGAGAUGUGCGUAUGCAAGAGCAGGAGGGUCAGCGCUGCGGGCGAGACUGCCACGUCCCGCACCACCCAGCCCUGCUGAGCAAGAGGCGUGUGAGGCAGGAAUGGGAUGCCCCAUCACACCCCUCUGCUCUGUCCUGUUUCAAACUGGAGUAUCUAGAGCAGCACAGUAUUUGCAUCUGCUGCCAAUAUUGUCCUGGUCCAGUCAAUCAGGCUUUGGUUCCUAAAUCCUUCUAAUCUCUUGCUUUUCCUAAGUUCAUUAGGCCUUCAAAGCAAGACAUAAAAGACAAAUCUCCUCGUGGUAAGUCGGUGAUCCCUGCAGAAAUGCCUUCAGAUUGCGUGCUCUUCUCUGAUGUUGAGACUAGUACACCACCCAGGCUUAAACGUUGUGUGCAGAUAAGUUAGAGAUCUUAGAAAAUGGAUGCAGUGCAACCAUCGCAUCCCCCAAGGUUACUUUAAAUUGAAGGGUGAAAACACUUGCAUAUAUUUUUCUCCAUUAAAAAAACCUAAAAACAUCGUCUGCAUUUUUCAGGCAGAACAUCUAUAAAUUACAGAAUUUAAUUUUGUCUGUUCUGGCCAAACAUUUUCCCAGCUUAAAACUCUGUGCAAGAUAUUCUGUAAAGAAAGUAAAUUACAAUAAUUAAGUGUCGGUCUGGCUGUGUCUUGCAACACACACAUUUCUAAGGAGCAGUGCUAACUGGAAUACUGCUGGCACUGGGAGACAGCUGGAAAUGUGAUUAUUAACACCAAAAACUGUAGUCUUUUAGAUGUGUUUCAUUAGAGUUUUGUAGCACACACUAAUACUCCUUUUCAGUCUCUAGUGCAACUACAUUAGGUUACGUUUCAGGAGGCGAGAUGCUAACUUACUGUAGUGUUUUAUGCUCAGGCAUAAUACAGCACAAAUAAUACACGUUUUUUAACUGGCUUCUUGUGCUAAGGCAAUAGAGCUCUAUGGCAACAGUGUGUAAAGUGACUCUACCGUGAUACACGCUACUUAACACAAAGAAAUUAAUCACGGGAGAAGAAUGCUCCCAGUACGUAAGUGGUACUUUCUUUGUUAAGUUCCUAUUGCAUCAACUUAAUUAGCAAGUCCUGACCUUUAAAACCACCUUCCAUAAUCUUCAAAUUAUGUAUGUGGAUGUCUGCAUUCCUCCUCCUGCCUGUGCUAGCAGCUUUCUGCUCUUGUCUGGGUUCAUUGAACUCCUCAAGUGUGUGGCCAGCUGAAAGUCCUCUCCCACCAGUGAGGGGCUACUGGGAAUCUCCAGAUCUGCGGCAGAUCUGUGAGGUAGGGAGGACCCAAUAUGGUGCUUAAACAUUGGGGAUCUCAAGAGAAAGAAGGCGAAUAUCCAUUAACAUUGCAGAGUGUCCCUCACUUAAAUUACUGCACUGAGCUCAACUGCAAGACUUUAGGAUAAAUUUUCUAGUCUAAUUUCCAUUUCCAGUGUCAGAAUAGGGAUGAUGGAGCUGGUCCUGUUGACCCAGUGAUGUUUAUCUUUGCUGUGUUCUCCUGGCUUUAAGGAGCUGGGUUGGGAGACAGCUGCAGAUCUUUUCAAGCCAGAACAAUGUAUUGCACUUUUACACUGCUUUCUUACAUAUUACUUGAACCCUAAGUCACAGGAGAUCUAAAGAAAAUUCUAUAAAAUUCCUUCUCUAUAUCAUAUUCUUAUUUCCCCAGCACCUUUGUGCAUCUCAUAAUCCUGCCAGUACUACUAAAAAUCAUCUCUGAGUGCAGCCGGCUUGUACUACUGCCAGGACCUCAUUCCGUAUCCUUCAACAGAGGGGCUGCAGACUGGGGUUUUGCUAAAGGCACGGGGCAGAACGUGAGCAGCUGACGCUGAACAGUUAUCCUGGACAUCUCUCCAUGAUGGUCGUGUUCCCUCUCACCCCGCUUCGAUGUGGUGACCACAGAUGCGAAGCCUUACAAGUAAUCAAUCCCAUACUGUCUUUGAUGGGCCUAUUAUCACACGCUGUCUGGUGAAGGAGCAUGCUUAACGUCGUCAGUACAACACAUGGGAGAGCCUUAAUUGCACCAGGGUCUUUAAUGACCCCAGCCAGCCUCAGCUGGUCCCCACACCCCCACAUCCCCCACCCACUGGUCCUGGAGCUGCCGUUAAGCUCCGUCUGUCCCCCCAGCCGUUCCUCCAGCAGACUGGUGGGAGCUGCCGCAGCCAGUGCUCCCCAGUAAAGGCGGGGGGGAGCUGCAGGUCCCCAGCUGCGGCGGGGGGGACGCGGCUUGGCGCCAGCAGAGCAGGUACCCGAGCAGGGCUGGUGCCUGCAGCCCGCCCUGAGCCGAAAUGCAGAGCUGGGUGAAUUUUUAGCAGUGUCUGUGAGAAGCCUGCCCCGGAGGACUCUUUGCAGACGCUUUCCUGGAGACUUUGCUUGGGCGGGAGCAGCGGGGAUGGUAGCAGCUCGCUCGCCUGGGUGGUGGUGGUGCGGGCUGGGUUUGCCGUGCCAGUGCUUCAGAGGCAGCAGUUUGAGCAGCACCCCCUCCGCGGGCCGCUGCUCGCUAAUCGGGCCUUGCAGCGUGCUCUUGGGUCUUUGACAAUAGCCUUUGUCUAAUAUGUUUUUAAUCAGCGUGUGCAUUUCAAUUUGCAUGUUAAUAGCAAGGAGACGGUAUUAUAUGCCGCUGUUGAUGAGAUGGUUGUCAAGCCUAUCUUUCCAGUCUGAGGAAAGAAAGAAACUGCAUCUAUUGUAUAAAAAAUGAAAUUGCAGAAAACACAUGUUUAGGAUCUACCAUUCUCUGCCUCUAUCUUUCUUUAUCUCUGCCUUUAUUUUUCUCUUAAUAGCUCAUAUGGAUGCAUUCAUUAAUCCUUCUUUUUUUUUUUUUUUUCCCCUUAGAACAAGGAUCAUUUAACAGGAGAAUAAGACAAGAUUUUGUGCCUGUUGUGACAGCUCUAAGCUAGCCUAAAUAUCACAUUUUUACUGGGUGUUUUUGACUUCUUAGACAGCAAAAGGUUGACCCAGUCUAGGAGCCCAUUUAUUGGAGCUGACCCUAGCAGAAUAAUUAAAAUGCCAGUAAAUAACAAUGGCAGAGCUCACUCUCCAGAUUUUGGCUGGUUUUUCACAGCUGACACAAGUGUUGGCUUCAUCAGCCCAGUGCCACGAGUGGGGCGCAGCAGCGGCGCCGUCGCUCGCAGCCCGUACAGCAGCGGUGGUGCUGGGGGGCACCGGGAGUGGGCAGAGCGUGGCCCUGUGCAGGGAGGAGCGUGAGGAGUGAGGGCUCGUGGCACUGCUCAGAACAAACCCCGAGUACAAGCUCCUCGUGCUGGCAGUGGUUUCUACUCCUCCCCUUUGUUCGAGCGCAGAAGCAGCAGUGCUCUCGUCCCGCGUCCUCGGGCAGAGGGAAGGGGUGAUGUUUUGGUGUGCAAUUUAGCAGCUGAGCUCCGUGGGCUUCCAAUUCACAACCCUUGCUGUCCGUGCUUAAUCCCAAAUCACCGCCACAGCUUUUCUGCAGAUCACAGCAAGGGGAGAUUAUUUAUCCUGUAUUCAUUCUGCUUCUCCCUUUCCUUGACUUUUUCCUGCUGUUUCAGAUGCACAGACCUUCUGCACAGCCACUUCCCCGGCCUCUCCCGGCUUUCAGCUUUGGGAGGUGAUUUUCUGUGCUCUGGUUUUGCACUCCACUUUCCCUCCCCCGUGUCUCAGGAGGAAAAUGGCCUGGAGGCAAAGAGCCAAGACUGAAAGGAGACAGAUGAAAAGAGAAACUAAAGAAAUGGGAAACAAAAAAAAAAAUUCUAGAGGAAAAAGCACAUCCCCGCCUGCCAGGCUCCACUAAUUGCUGUCGUAGCUCCCUACCAGAGAAGGGGGCUGGAGGAGAAGCAAAACCUGUUGGGCAGCAAGGGUGGGUGGUGGGGAGCAUGCUGAGUGCUGCUGGAGAGGUAGAGGCAGCCUUAAGUCAAGUUCAGGUUUAGCAUCACUAAAUCUUAAGCAUGCUUUCCUAAUCUGGCAUCAAAGGACACCGACGGUAAAGGGUUAUUUGGAAAGGAGAAUGGGGAGAUAUAUGUACUUUUUUCUCCAGUCUCCUCUGCCAACAAAGAUUCAUUGCUGAUCUGGAUGAGGAGCAAGGGGGGGAGCACCAAGCUGCUGCAGCAGGAAAGGGGGUCCCCCUGCUCCUGGCUCCUGUUGCUCUGGAAGGGGCAGGGCAGAAGAUGGGGAAAGCCACUGUCCGUCCUCUCCAGAGCAUCCCCGUCUGCUGUGCAAAAUGCCAGCAGCAGGCACGUGACUGGAGACCAGGACAGGCACCGCUUGUGUAAACUCUACAUAAAUAUUGAGUGACAAUAUUUUGAAAGAGGAACCUCUCCGAUCUGUGAGCAGGGAGGCAGCAGAACUAGAGGUUUUCAAUCACACCAGCUCCAGAAGAAAAGAAGCGUGGCUGCUAAUCUGAAAUCAGUCUGCAGCUUCUGCAGCAGGACAAAAGGAACAGUAUGACGUGGAUAAAAAGCCUGUGAGCAUUUGCGAUGAAGUGGCUGGAGGAAUGAGACCAAGCAAAAGUGUGGGAUGAAUGUUUCACUCCAGAGCUUCAAUCCAUUUAUAUAAUCAUAGUUGUUGUCAUAGUAAAUGUAAAUAACUGAAUGAGUUCAAAUUCAGUAUUUGACAACAGUGGCUCUUUGUUAGUACACACUGAAUUCUUGUGGAAAGCCUUUAUGUCAUCAGAAAAUCUAACAAUAUUUUAAACAGUUCUUUAGCCCUUUAGUCAGGCCCCUAUUGUGUGAUUUUUCUCACUCCUGGAAAUGAGGGCUAUAGUCUCCAAAGCACAAAGCCUCCUACAAGUUAAUGUGUUAAGAAAUUGCUUGAAUCAAAAAAUGUGUCAGUUUGGCAGCUUGCCUCUUACUGCAUCACUAUGACCUGUAACAAUAGCAAUAAUGUUAUGGUGAAAAUACAAAAAAGCUGGUUUGCACCUUGUCAGCCCAAGGCAACAAAUACCCAGGCUAACCUUAAUUUAUUUUUUGUAGGACAUGGCAGCCCUCGGCCCUCAGUGGCAUGAGAGACAGGCGCCAGAGCCACGACCCACCUCACCUGGCUGAGGAAGCAUCCUCUCCAGUUAGCACCGGUGGUGGGCUCUGGCCCCACGGGGGGCCGGCCGAGUGGCACGGUCACGAGUGGAGGUUUGCCAUGGGCCCGAGUCUGACAGGGGCUUCAGUCCAUCCGCACUCCCACUCCGCACCUCUGAGGUGCUGGGAGCGGGACCCUCGCCAGGCGGGGGGGAGGUAGAGCAGCCCCAGGCUGCCUGACCCCGCAGCAUCUCCUGAGGCCACGGCACAGCCCAACCCGCGCUGUCCGUCUGUCCUGGCUGUGCCCUGGUCCCGCUGGGGCAGGGGCAGCUCCCCUGGCUGGAGAAAAAUGCCCGUCCCACUGCAAUCGCUAGGCUCGGCGCAGGUGGGCUGCGGUGGGAAAAUGCUGCUCUGUGAGGUGAGGUGAUCACCUUGGGGUUGGAAGGGAAUUCUUCAAAGGCCGGGAGAUAGCUGGCAUUCAGAAAUAGAUGAGAACAAGCCUUUAUACCCAGAAAGGGAGAAAUAGUGAAAAGCUGGUUCAGAAUAGCAUCUUCUGUAAAGUCCUACUCUCACAUACUUUUUAAUGAGACUAGUUCUGGCCUUAAGAGACGAAUGACCUCAAUUCACCCACAGCUCUGUGCUAUUGAUUCAAUAGCUUCUCUUAAUGAGGAAAUUAUUAUCUUUGUUAGGGAAUGUGGAAUUUAGCAGGUGCACAGUAUUAAAUAAUGAAAAAGCAACUUUGCUAGUGCCAGGAAUAUGAUGGUGCAGUGCCAGGGAUGAGUGGGGCCCUCAGAUGGACUCUGCAAGGAUGCUUCCUUUAUGUCUGGCCUUGCAGAGCACAAAGUCUGAGAUGUUUGUGCCACUGGGCAUUUUGGUUUAGGCUGCCAGGAAGGAGGCUCCUGUUUUAAUAGGUACCACUGUGGAUUCUUCCUUGAGCCUGCCCUUGAAAGCAGCGUGAGGCACAGACACUGCUCAAGUCUAUGCCUUCCACUGUUUCUGCAGGUUUAAGCAGCAUGCACCUUUAGAAGUCUGGCCUAGUGCAGCUUAGAUCGUGCAUCUGUAAAUCGCCAGGUAGUGCUGUCUCAAUUUCUUCCCCCCCAUCAGUCACUUUAUAAUGCAGAUUUUUAGUUCAUUAGUGUGGUGAUGCAUUAAAAUGAAUCUCAGUAAAAAGGCAAUACCAAUUUAAAAUAAAAAAAAGAAAAACCCCCAACAAUUUCCCCCUAUCUCCAAAUUCUCAGGUUCAGUUUUGCCUUGACUCGGGCAGAGGCAAGGGCCAAUGUUCUGCAAGAUUCUGUCUGGAUCCCGGGUGGAUCUUGGUGCAGCCAGACAGCUUCUGUACCCCGAGCCCGGGGGUCCCGCGCGGACCGAUCACGGAGGGGUCCCCUGGCAGCAGUUCAGUGCAUGAAGCUGUGGGUGCUCGAGCCAUCCGGUGCUCGCAGCGCAGCCCGGUCCCCAGCCCUGGCGAUGCUGGGGGUGCUGGUGCGGCACUGACUUCGGGAUCCACCGCCUGGGACAAGACCAUGGAAUUAGAUGGUCAUUUGUCGUAUGUUACACCACUGCGUCAAAUAGGAAAAGGCAACAUAAAAGGGAGGACAGGUAUGCUUUCUCUGCUGGCAAGAGCUAAAGCAAAGCCACUUGUACAGGAAACCAAAAUCACCACUGAGCUAAACCCGUACAGAAUAGAGCUAAAAGGCGUUAUGACAUACCCUUUUCUAGUGAUUCUACUCAGUGGGCAUUGAAUAAUGGUUGACGAGCAGGGCAGUAUAAAUCACUGAAGUCUCUCAUACAGCCCAGCAGGCACUGAUGUGGCCUGGAAAGCUCCUUAAGCCAAGCUAUUAAAUCAUUUGCACGAAAAAAAGCAGACAAGCCCUGCUUUACCAGCAUGAACCAGCACUUUGGCAAAACUCAUCUUUAUUUUGAAUGUUGUCCUGAAAAACUCAUCUUUAUUUUGAAUGUUGUCCUGAACAUUACAUCUGUGGCCACUUACCAGUAAGUGCCUACAAGCUCUGAAAUCGAGAAGGCAAAAAUCACAGACUUGUGACCAAAGGCCUUUUUAUUUCCUUGUCCAAAUACCCUGGUUUCAGCCUUUCCCCAACACUACUUGGGUAGGACCCUGCUGGUGUUUUCUAGGAGUGGGCUCUGCGGAGGGCCGGGCAGCCCACGCACCCCUCCGUGCUCACCGGUGAGAUGCUGAGCUGACAUAAAGCCACCGUCGGUCCCCGGGGCAGGGGCCUGGCCCAGAGCCCUUCCCCAGCACAUCUGCCAAGGUCCUGCAGACAUGGACAGCAGGUAAUCGCUUGCACUUGUAUAACACUUUUCUUUUGAAGGAUGCUGAAGGCAGGCAUCCCAGCCUAGUCUCGGAGAACAGUCUUCACUCCCACCACAAAGUCCCCACUCAGCAGUAAUGCAGGUUGCCCAGGGAGCUGGUGGAGUCUCCAUCCCUGGAGAUGUUCAGAAGCCCUCGGGGCAGCCGGCUCGAGGUGGCUCUGCCUGGGCAGGGGCUGGACAAGUUGUCUCCAGAGGUGAGGAGUUGUCUCCCUUCCAACCCCAACCAGCCUGUGGCCCAGCAGAGCUGGGACUGGCUCGAGGAAGCCCUCCCAGCUUUGGCACUGGGGGGGGGGGGGGUUCUUUUGAUUUGUUUAGGAGGACAGGAUGCUACUAAAAUACUGCUUGAUCCAAAGAUGUUGCCCACAGGAUCUCUGCUGUUUCACACUUGGGCUGCGGGAAGUGCGCCGGCUGUUUUUGGCACGGCUGCUGGGAAGGGCAGCGGCGCGGCCCGGCGCAGUGCGGCAGAGGUGCAACAGCAGCAGGGCCAGAUGCUGAGCGUGGCUUCCUGGGGCUGCUACACGAAGCCUUCGGAGCUGGGCUGCGUGGCCACGCAAGGCGGGGAAGGGACCAGCCGGUGACUGUCCCCGCCCGUGGCUCCGCGCUCGGAACAGCCUGCGGUGCUGCAAGCCCACUCCGCUCCUCCGGCGAGGGACAACACGCCGUGCGGGCCCCCGGGAUGCUGCCGGGGCCCAGCCACCUCCUGCUGCUCGGAUCCGACCUGCCCGCGCCCCCGCCCCGGCCAGAGGUGACCCUGUGCCGGCCACCGAGCACAGCGAGCCCAGAAAUGAACCCGGCGGGAGCCGGGGCGGCGCUGCCCGGCAGAUGCGCGGCUGCCUUUGGGACACGGGUUUCCACUUAGCGGUUUCCUUCGGGCUGUAAUCACAGCGACAGUGAUGAGCUCCUGUUGACUUUCACCAUCAUAAUCGGUUCUGUGUAAUUUAGUAUUAGUGUUGCAGUAGUGAUGAUCUGAGGAUAUAGGCUAAUUCAAGUUUAUAGUGAAAUGUACUGCUUUUUUAUUAGAGUAUCCAAUAUAGUUAGAAAAUGGACAAGCUUUAGGGCACGCAGAUUCUUCUUUAGGUCUGAAACAGGAACAAUAAGCUUCAAGCUAUAUGUGGACUGGAAAAAAAAAUCAGCUUCAGUUUAACGUAAUUAUGGCAACAAAUUAGAAAGUUUGGAGGGAAAAGGUAGUAAGUACCUGUACAAUAAAGUAUAAACCUCAUGUAUUAUUUCAAAUUUGGGAGCUUUAAAUACUGUUACAACCAUUACCUAAUUUCACAGGAUUUGAAAUACGCUUUCUGUUUUGCAUUGGACAGAAAAUUGGAACUGUCACUUGACAGAUGUGAAUCGCACAUGCUGUGAUUUGUGUUUAGGGGGUUUUGUACAGUCCUCUCUGUUGCCAUUCAGUGUCGUGCAUUUUGUGCGUGAGAAUGCCCAACCUGGUAACUUCUGUUCUGAGAACAGGGUAUUUGCGCAUGUACCAUUUCUAAAGUGAGCACAAUCGUAGACAUGUAUUUCAAAAGGAAUGUUAAAAAUAAAUAAUUUGAAAUCUGUG